AUGCCCAGCAAGAUCGGUAAAACAAGACCCAACCAUGGAUCCAACCAUGGACCCAAGCACUCUAGCUCACUUCAAUCAUUAAGCGACUACAUUGCUUCUGCUAGUUCAUCUGUAGAUAAUGAGCCCAAUUUGACAAAUAAUCUCAACCCUACUCACAAUUGCUCUACUAGUGUUGACACUAGAUUGUACCCAACUAUUGAUCCAAUAGCUGAUGAAGAAUUGGCCGCUAAAACUAAUAGUAUGAGCAUGAGUAACCAAGACAACAUUGAAUUGUUGGAUAAUGAGCUGACUAAUAACCUCAACAUACAAGACAUGUCAGUUGAUGAAAUUGUUGGUAAAACUUUUCUCAAACACAAUAAUGCUAAACUAGAUACAAACAGAACUCUUCUUGACACUGAUCAGAUUUUAGAAAUUGUAUCUGUUAUUGCUAGCCCACACAACCCUAUGACCUUAAAUUUCCAACAUGUUGUAAAAGCCACUCUCAGAAUACUCUCUGAUGACAUUAAAUACGAAAUCACCACAGAAAGAAAGGCUUUUAAAAACCAUAAGGACAGAAAACAUGUUUGGGAGUUAUGGAAGGAAAGAAUGAAGAAUAUUAACAAACUAUUAUCUGAGAACAAGAAAAGUAGUAAUGUCCAACAAGACAAUGAAGAAUUCAACAUCAAUGACAUAGCAGUGAAGGAAAUCACUCCUCCCAGAUAUAUUGCUGACAAACUUAGUGGCAAAUAUGUCACCAUCAAUCCGAUUAUUAAGCUCAAUAAUACCAUAAUUGUCACUAUUGAAGAUUGCGCUCAAGUAGAACAGGCAGUUGAAACAUUACGUACAAAAUUUAAAGAAGUCAAUAUCACUUCAUCAUGUGAAAACGACACCAACAAAAUUAUACGUGUCCAUAAUAUUCCAAUAGGAGAACUAUGGAAAACUACAGUCAAGGCAGAUUGGAGGAAUGCUAUUGAAAGCGAUACUGGUGAACCCAUUGUUGAAAUUGCUACAGCUAGAAUUGGUAAAGAAAUGGCAGCAGUGAUCACUGUCAAAAGUAUGAAAGCCAGAAAUAAUCUAUGUAAGGCAAAAACAUAUGAUAUCACUAUUCCUAGAACAGAGGAAACAGUCACUAUGAAAAUCGACAUACCAUUCAACUAUGCAAUGGAUGUGCAAUACUCUGACAUCAUUGGUAGAUGGCCUGAAAGAAAUGAUUUGAUUAGAGCUAGAAUACAAACGGAAUCCUCUCUUGCCAGAAAAUACAAUAAUGACCAACCUGUAUCCAUACUUAUCAUCAAUCAAGAGAAGAGAAUAUGUUUGAUUAGACUCAACAAUCUAUCUAAUGCCAUCAGAUUGGUAAACCAUGCUGCAUAUGGAAUGAAUGAAUGGACAUUGGAUUUUGCUCUCAAUUAUCCAAUUCUAGAAGAUUUCCUGGAAAAGAAACCUGAUACAGUUCACAAAAUUUCACAAAAUUUAGGCAGAUCUUCUAAAAUUGCAGCGAAAGACGUUUCCUUUACUCUUGAAAAAGUGCAACAAGAUCACCUAAAAGAAAUCAAGAGAAUUGAAGCUUCUAUGGAUAAAAGAAUUGCAGAACUUGAGGCAAGACAGAAUCAGAAAUUGGCUAUGGGAUUUAAGGAAAUGGCUAAUAUUAUCAGAGCAAAUAAUGAAGAAUUAAUGAUUACCAAUAGAAUUGCUACUCUAACAUUUCUGUCUGGUUGUACAAAAGAUAAUACCAAGAGGAAGAUAUAUCAAGAGGAAAUUGAUGAGUGUCACAAAAAGCUAAAACUACUUGAUUCACUUCAAGCAGAACCAUUAUCAGCCCUAAGAGGCUACCUCAACUCAAUCACUCCUGAUAUAAUCAUGCUCCAGGAAGUUAAAAGCGUCUACAUUGGUCCAGAUUUUCCCUCUAUAUAUUAUUCUUCAUUUACAUAUUAUCACAAUCCAAGAGAUUCCUGUGGUGUAUCUAUUUGCCUCAACAAAAGCACUUUCAAAGAUAUUGAAGAAAUCAUCUUAGAUCCGAUCAUUAAGAAUAACGCGCGAAUUAUUGGCGUGAAAUGUAAAAUCAAUUCAAUUAAUACUCUAGUAAUUUCUGCGUACUUUCCAAAUCAACCAGCUGACAGAUGUGAAUUCACAUAUAUUCUUGACAACCUAAUUGAAAAAUAUCCUAACUACAAAAUCAUUAUUGGAGGUGAUUACAAUGCGAUUUUAUCCGAGAAUCACUCCUCAAACGAAUCUAGAAGAACUGAUCAAAACAUACUAGAUCUUAUUAACAAGAGAAAUCUUAAUUACUAUCCUUUCCCUCAUUUAUCAUGGCACCUUCAUUAUACUAUUAACAAACAAUCCAAGUCUAUAAUAGAUUACAUAUCCACAGAUUUUCCAAUUGCAUCUGGAGAAGUACUGAAUGCCAACUUCAUAUCAGAUCACAAAAUGGUUAAAAUUCUACUUGACCUCUCAUGUCAACGAACACCUUUGUUAAUUCGGAAGAAGCGUAACUUUCAAGAUCCCAAAAAUAAGAAAGAAGUGCUGGCCAUUAGCAAAGAAUGUGUAUCUCAAGUUAAGAAUUUAGAAUCUGAUAACGACAAAUGGCGUUUCAUUUGUGAUAAACUAGGCGACAAAUUUGUGGAGGUCAAUCCACCUAAACUUGAUCCUAAAAUCUACAAAUAUAAUAAGCAAUAUAAGAAGCUCAUGUUAAUACUUGAUAGAAAUGAGCACGGAUAUCCUUGUGACAAACUUUUGACCACUAUUGGUAAAACUUUAGAACAGGUUCCAAAAUGUCUUGCAAGUGUCAAAGAGAAAAUCAAGAACCAUAUCAAAUGGAGCCAUGAUAAGGCUUUGAACAGAAAGAUGAAAUGGUGGGAACAAAACUAUGCAACCAACUCUAAACAUCUGAGAAAGAAAAUUUACAAAACGUCAUCACCACCAUACAAAUUAUCUAUCGAAGGAACUGAAAUUAGUGACCCCAAUGAAGUUGCCAAUGUGAUCAAGGACAAAUAUCAACAAAACCUCAACUUUAGAGGAAGAAAUCAUCAAAUUGACAUUACCAAGUUUUUCAAGUACAAACAUCCAUUAAUUGAUAAUUGCAAUGACAAAAUACUCGGUAGAAUUACCACGGAAGAGAAAGAAUGGAUAAUUCAGAAUUUGAAAUCCACAGCACCCAAUGAACUAGGUUUAAGACAAAAAACUAUCAAAUACAUGUGUAAGGAAUUACAGGAGGAAAUUUUAUAA
Messenger RNA from Naegleria fowleri, 3201 nucleotides. RefSeq lists its product as uncharacterized. The record is from RefSeq and is a predicted model, not a curated record. The transcript is spliced from 3 exons. Bases 1 to 3201 code for a protein of 1066 amino acids. Lineage: Eukaryota; Heterolobosea; Eutetramitea; Acrasida; Naegleriidae. Gene Ontology annotation, molecular function: catalytic activity.